GCCCUCAGUUUCUCAGCUGUAAAUUGUGAAGAGCAAUCUUUCAGUUGUUACAAGGAUCAAGCUCUUUAAAAAGGAAUAAGUCUGAUAAGUCUGCUUACUCAAAAGUAAGCCUCAGUGGACACAAUGGGGCUUGCUCCCAUGUGACUGGGUGCUGUUAGUUUCCAACCAACAGAUGCCACCCUGCAGUAGUAACACUCGUGUGUGCCUUCUCUCUAGGGAAUCUGUGGCAACAACAUUACUGGGAAGCCUUUUUGCUUUGCAGUGUGGACUUUGGGUGCUGAGGGGAAAUCGACCGUCGUCCCCACUGUGGUUGUUGCUGCAGCUGCCGCUGCUUCCCACUCCCGCCCUUUUGCAGCCCCUCGUCACAUGGGCGUAGCCGGGGGGGGGGGCGCAGCUGCAGCUGAUAAUAAAAAUAUCAAUUGCAUCGCAGAUAACUCUGCUCCCCGCACUAACAUAAAGCCUGCACCCCCUAAUAAAUCCCGGUUACGCCCAUGCCUCGUCCUCUCUCACUCGGGACUCUCCUUCUGGGCUUCUGUACCUUCCGGGCGCCACACGCAGAAAUGGACCUCGCCCGGGGGGGGGGGCAAAUCUCCACGUCCCUGCAUCUUCUAGUCGCGGGUGGGGGCGGGCCGGGGGUCGAAGCAACGACCAACCUGCACCUGUUGAAUUGCCACCUGUUAGCGCAGCAGUUUGAAGGGGCGGGAGCCACGUGUGAGGCGGUGCUGCCUAUGGCGGAGCCGAGCGGGGCUUGUAGGGCGUGGAGAGGAGAGAGCCGAAGGGGGUGUGUAGCCGGGACGAGGCUGCCGCAGCUGCGGGCGAGCGAGGGGCGGGGCCUGCCACCCCGGCAGCCGUUAAAGGAGCCCUCGCGCGAACGUCUCCCUCCUCCCCUUCGAAGAGGGAGCCACAAGGGCCGGGGCCACGAGGCGUGGCUUCUCGCUCCCCCCCCCCCCCACUGAGCCCUCACAGCUCAGUUAGCCGGAUUGGUUUAAAAAACUCCUCCACUCUUCGCAGGCUGUGUGUCGCGGGAAGGGGGGCGGCGGCGGCGGCGAACGAGAGCGUAGUCCCGCCCCGUCCGAAGCGUCGGGCUCUGCCAUAGGCGGGCGAUCCCGCGUGGGGGUUUCCAUGGCGACGAGUCGCUAGGCGCCGGGCUCGUGUGUGUGGGAGCCGAGCUCAGACCUAGCAGGGAGCCCCGGAGCGAGAAGCCGGGAGGGCCGAGGUCAGCGCCUGUCUGGACGGACGCGCGACGGGGCCACGCGAGCGGGGUCCCUGCUGAGGGCUGGAGCGGCUGCUCUGUCCCGCUUGCCCUCGAGGAGGGAAAGGUGGGCUGCGAGAAGAGGCGGCAAGCAAGCAAGCAGCUCUGGAGCGGGAGUUUCGUCCGCCCCACGCGCCAAGAAGCUCCUCUCCCGCCCUCAAGGUCCCAGGGGCGCAGGGGGCCGCCACCAGACUCCGGAGGAGGCCCAGCUCCGAGGGCAGGGAAGGUGUUCUGAGGGACGAGGAGCAGCAGGAGGUGGCGGCAGCAUCAGUUCCAGCCCUGGCAGGGGGAACCAUCGUCCAGCGAGCCCUGGUCCUAACCCCGGCAGGCCAGCCUGGUGGUGGGCAGGGACCUCGGUGGUUGCCAUGUCUCCUUGGAGCCCAGCGGGCAGAGGUGGUGGCCUUAGUCCUGCUAGCAGCAGCCUGCCUUGGCUAUGAGGAUGGGCAGUGGCGGGUCCUCAGGGAGGGAGGAGCGGCUGCCCUCAGCUGCCGAAGAGCAGCUGAGCGGCGGGGAUCAGAUGCUGGAGCUCUCCGGGCGCCACUUGAAGAAACUGCCCUUGCCAGUCUGUGCCCUGGGCACCCUGCAGAAGCUGUACAUCAGUGGCACGGGGAUAACGGAGCUGCCUGAGGAGAUCGAAGGGCUGCAGGAGCUGCGUAUCCUGGCCCUGGACUUCAACAAGCUGGAGGAAGUGCCCGAGGCCCUGUGUCGCCUGCCCAACCUGACCCGCCUCUAUCUGGGCAGCAACCGCCUCUUUGGGCUUCCCGCAGAAUUCUGCCAGCUCACCACUCUCCGUUGCCUGUGGAUCGAGAGCAACUACUUGUACCACUUCCCUCGGGUUUUGCUUCAGAUGCCUUGGCUGCAGUCCCUGCAGAUGGGAGACAACCGGCUCAAAACACUGCCCAACGGCCUGCCACGCAUGAGGGGACUUCGUGGGCUCUGGCUGUAUGGGAACCGCUUUGAGGAGUUCCCCAAGUCUUUGCUUCGCAUGACGCAGCUUCACAUCCUCGACCUUGACCGCAACAAGCUGACUGAAUUCCCUGACCUGAGCCACCUGCGGAGGCUUCGGCUCUUCUCCUACGACCACAAUCCAGUGGAAGCACCACCCAAUGUGGCUGACACAGUCCUGGUAGUGGGCGAAGGGGCUCAGGAGUUUCUGGAGGCUAGGGAGGAACGUCUCCAGGCCCUUCGGGAGCAGGAAGAAGAAGAAGAGCAGGAGGAGAAUGAGUCUGAAGUUCUGCAGGCCCAGAUGAAAAAUGACUCCUCCAUGUUGGAUGAUGGAGAGGGAAGUUACUGUGCCCAGGAAUGUUCUCCAGAGGAGACAUGAAAGGCUACAACAAUUAACAUGGCUGCUGCUGUAAAAAUAAAAAUCUGAUGGAUGUUGGUAGGCUUUUGGCUCUACUGCUUGACAGGGUAUUAGGAGCUGGGCAUGCACUAGGCUCAGGAGGAGCCACCAUCUCUGAGGCAGGUUGAUGGGACCUUGGCAAUCCCUUGUAAAGAACACAUGACAGCAACUCAUCAGAAGGCUUGCUGUCUUUUUUCUAUGUGGAGCCAUGCUUGACCCUAACCCAUAUAGCUAUAAUGCACUAUGGGUAACUUGUAAGCACCCUACCGAGUCCUAGGACACAAGGGAUGGGAAUAGGAGGUACUGUAUAGGAAAAAUUAUUCUCAUGAUGGAUCAUUUCCUUGCAUCAAAUCUUUGAAAUGCUAGUCCUUUUGACCCUCGCUCAAGAUAUGGGCAAUGGUCACAUCCUGGUGGAAAAGUACAACCUGCCUCUCUCUGGGCAGUAAUCACCUCCUUGGGCUUCCUGCAAAAUUCUGCCAGCCGAAGACUUGAAGUGACUUUCCUGUGCUGCUCUGAGAGUCUGGUGUAUCUUUGGGCGAUUCCUUUCUGGUUGUCUGGUAUGCUACAAUGAGUCUCAACAAGUCAGGAUAAAGCCAUUUUGUUCUCUCCCCUUCCUACCUAUUCUUACCCACCUUGAACUCUGAGCCCUGGAGGGCUACAGAGUUGAGUGUGUGAAUGUAACAUCUUUUUUCAUCCCAGGAUUUUUUUUAUCCUACUACUGGAAUUAGACUUGGAGAGAGAAACGUCCUUUGGACUGCUCCGUCCAGCUGUCAGGUUUGAGAAGAAGCUCAUGCGAAAGCUUUGUUUGUGCAGAGAGCUCCCGGUCCAGGAAAGAGCUUUGCCUCCAGUCUUUGUAUGGUGGGAAAGGAGGCUUGUGCCUUGCCCUGCUGCUUUUCCUGACUUUUUAUUCCCUUAAAAGGGCACAGAAGCAAAACUGGUAUGACCUGGGCCACUGCAGACUUCUUGUGGGUCUUGGGUGGAUGGGUGGCAGCCACAGAACUUUCCCCCCAUCUCGGAAGGUGGCAGGUUCAUUCUUGUGGGGGCUGUCAGGCUAGAUUUGUAUUAAAUCUAAGCAAUAAAAGCAUGUCUAAGAAGGGAGUAAGAACGGAGGAAUGUGGGGAGGGGGGCACAAAUUCUCAGGGAGGUUUCUCCAAAAGCAGGAGACCAAAGCUCUUGGGCGGCAUCAGGGGCUAUUUUUAAAGAGUAUUGUAAACAAAAUUAUAACACCUGGUGAAAGGAAGCAAUGUUCUCAGGCAUUCAUGUUGAGAUAUAUAUGUAUAUAAACGUCUUUUUCCUCUG
Messenger RNA from Podarcis muralis (Common wall lizard), 3893 nucleotides. It is a transcript of the gene LRRC10B, whose product is annotated as leucine rich repeat containing 10B. The record is from RefSeq and is a predicted model, not a curated record. Gene Ontology annotation, molecular function: protein binding. NCBI's taxonomy places the organism in Eukaryota, Metazoa, Chordata, Lepidosauria, Squamata, Lacertidae. Gene Ontology annotation, cellular component: cytoplasm.